Molecule: messenger RNA, 1288 nt
Organism: Daucus carota subsp. sativus
Lineage: Eukaryota; Viridiplantae; Streptophyta; Magnoliopsida; Apiales; Apiaceae
Exons: 16
Coding region: 197-1207 (336 amino acids)
Source: RefSeq, a predicted model, not a curated record
UCUAGUUCAAGGUGCACUGCAAGGGUAUCGUCAUCAAAGAUUCUCAAAGAGACAUGCAACUACAUCAAGAAGUUGCAUAAAGAGCUUUGCAGCUGGGUUUCACUACCAAUUCGAAUUUCAAAUUACAUUUCAAAAUACAUUCUGGGUUCAAUUUCAGAGCAAAACCAGAAGAGCAGUUCAUCCAUCUCAGCUAUCCAUGAAAGAGGCUAAUUAUAAUCAUCUUAAACUUGACAAUUUUCCAACCUUAAACAGUGAAGGUUCUGGUUCUGCAUUGAAAAGAAGUAGGCGGGUGUUUCGGAGCAAUGCAGUAAAUACUAAGGGAGAUGAAGGUUCUGUACUGUGCUUUAAUACACAAGCAUCUCCCAUUGAUCGUCAACCACUGUCAUCCUUGACCAAUCAGAGUUUAAGAUCAAACGCUCAAAACACUAAUUUACAGCUUGGUAAUAUAAAUGGAAUCCGUGGGAAAUCAGCUUUCUCGGAAGUGUGGAAAACACCUCCAACAGGUUCUGUACUCAACAUGAGUGCACAAUCAUCUCCCAAUGAUCGUCAACCUAUUUCAAAUUUGACCUUGCAUAAUUUAAGACCAAAUGGUACAAUAUUUAUGGAGAAUACAAAAGCAUCUCCCAAUGAUCAACUGCCACUGUCAAUGUUGACCAAUCAGAGUUUGAGAACAACAGCUGCCUACACUAAUUCCAAGCUUGGUGGUCUAAAUGGAUUCCGUGGGAAAUCAACUGUCUCGGAUUCUUUAGUGUGGAAAACACCUCCAAGAGGUUCAGUUUUCAACAUCAAUACACAAGCGUCUCCCAAUUCUCAAACUCCACUGUCAAAUCUGACCAAUCAGAAUUUAAUAUCUGGCUCUGUAUUCAACAUGAAUACACCAUCAUCGGCCAAAAUUCGACCUCCACUGUCCAAUUUGACUAAUCAGAGUUUAAGAUAUUCCGGUUCUGUUUUCAACGUCAAUACACAAGUGUCUCCGAAUUCUCAAACUCCGCUCUCAAAUUUGACAAAUCAGAUUUUAAGAUCAUCUGGUGAAGGUAUCAACAUCAAGGCACAAACUAAUACAAAUAACAGACCUUCUCUGUCCCAGCUAACAAAUAAUCGUUCAAGAUCAUCUGGGUUGAAGAAAACUGCACAAACUGCCAUCAACAAGGACACAGCCCCCCUGUCUAACAUGACAAAUAAGAGGAAAAGAUUAAAUGGGAAUUAACACUACAAGAAAAACAUGAUCCUACAACCGUUUUUCACCGUUGUUUGAUGUCAAAAUUUUUGGUCGUCUAUUGAGGAGCCG